This is a messenger RNA of Syngnathus typhle (broad-nosed pipefish), 5487 nucleotides long. RefSeq names its product NBR1 autophagy cargo receptor b (gene nbr1b). NCBI's taxonomy places the organism in Eukaryota, Metazoa, Chordata, Actinopteri, Syngnathiformes, Syngnathidae. Gene Ontology annotation, biological process: macroautophagy. Bases 145 to 3210 code for a protein of 1021 amino acids. The transcript is spliced from 23 exons. Gene Ontology annotation, molecular function: ubiquitin binding. Gene Ontology annotation, cellular component: phagophore assembly site. The record is from RefSeq and is a predicted model, not a curated record.
AGGAUGCUGAUGUAAACACAACAUAGCUUCAUCCUCUUCCGGGAUUCAAUUGACGAGAUUAACCCAAAUCGCCCUUCUCUCUCUCAAAAAAUAUACCUCUUGGCUCUCCUACACAAUAUGUAUUAAUGCGUAAAAGGUGACGCAAUGGAUUUCUGCAUCAACGUAAAGGUGAAUUUCAGGGGAAAUUCCAAGAAUUUCCUCCUGUCGGGAUCCGAAACCAAAAGCUGGGACUCGAUGGAGGCCAUGGUUAAGCGUUCCUUUGGCUUAUGCAGCCUUCAGCUAACCUAUUUCGACGAGGAGAACGAAGAGGUUUCCAUUAACAGCCAAGCUGAGUAUGAAGAAGCCCUCAAGAGUGCAGCAAGACAGGGAAAUCGACUGCACAUGAAUGUGUAUGAGACCCGCGGUCAACCAGCGAGGAUCUCCACUGGCAAGACUGGUGCAGAACCAAAGCGAGGCUUUAGACCCCCUCAGCACUGUCCUGCUCUUGCCCAGGUGGUCAGUCGCAAGGUUCAGGCGGCCGUGCCAGAACAGGGCAUGGUGAUCAUGAAAGAAGUGAAAGGGGUAAAAGAAGAAGAUAAGACUCCCCCAGCUUGGUUCACGUCUUACAUGGAGAAGUUCAAGGACCAGGUGGUUCGUGAGGCCGUGGAGAAAAUUUGCCGGGAGUUCUCUGGACAGUGCUGCAUCCAUAAGCCCCUGAGUGGAGCAGGGGCAAGUCGAGGGGAUGGAAUAGCUGGAGGUGCCGUGGUACCGGAGGUUUCUUCCUCAACCCUACCCGGAGCUCCGUCUUCCACUCUUCCCUGCUCUUCUUGCAGGGGACAGACUACAGGAGGAGGCUACCAAUGCAGCGUGUGUACAUCUUGUACUCUAUGUGAGCCUUGCAGUUUCUCCCAUGAUCCUAGUCACAAUUUGGUGAGGGCCAGAACUCCUCUCUCAAUACCUGAACAUGGAUCACCUGCCCCUGACCACAGCAGAUUCUACAGGCGAGGCGACCGUAGCUUCCGGAAGGCUGAAAAGCAGCGGUUGAAAGCAGAAAAGCGCCUUUUGAAAGCAGAAGUGAAAGAGAUCCGUAAACAGUUAAGGAUGGAGAGGCGUGGCAUACAAUGGAGCUCCUCUCAGAGAGAUGGAAGUUCUUCUCCUGUACUUCUUCAGCCUCGAGCCACACAGCACAAUAGCCCUGAGCGACCAAAACGCCCCUGUCCCCUGAUGGUUCCAAGCAUGACAGCGACAUUUCUGGAUGAAAACCUUCCCGAUGGAACCCGUCUACGUCCCGGAACCAAGUUCAUCAAGUACUGGAAGAUGAGGAACACAGGGACAAUGAGUUGGAGCUCUGAUACAAAGUUGAAGUUCAUGUGGGGAAACCUGGCAGUGGGAUCCGGUGAUCGUUGGAGAGAAGUGUCUGUUCCUUUUCUACAGCCUGGCCAGGUUGGUAUCGUGAGUGUAGCGUUAUGUGCUCCAUCUGUGGAGGGAUCCUACACCUCCCACUGGCGCCUUGCCCAUGCUGGAGAGCAAUUCGGACCCAGGGUUUGGUGUAGCAUUGUCGUUGACCCUUUGGCCCCUGCCCCCAUGAUGGCUGAUGGGAUACUCGUUUCUCCGUGUAUUACACCACAGCAGGGUAAAAACCCAGUACAAAAGGAUGGAAAGGUUUCUACAGCCUCCCGAAAGCAGCCUCCACUUUCAGUAGACAGCGGGGAAGAAUAUUACAUCCCUUCUGUGGACCUACUCACAGCACAGGAUCUUCUGUCUUUUGAGUUGCUGGAUAUCAACAUUGUUCAAGAGUUGGAGAGUGUCCCGAAUAACACUCCAGCAGACAUGACUCCCUGCAUCUCCCCUCUUCCUCAAGAUGCCCACCUACGGGACAAAAGCAGCCCUUCUUUGGGGCUGAUUCAAGAAGAGACCGAAAUCAUCAAUAGCAUAAUGGAUGUAUCUCACGGGGUGGGUUCUGGUGCUGAGGAUAGCGGAGUACCAGCACAAGAGGAGGGGGAGGAGGACAUCAGCAGUACUCAGUUUGUUUGUGAAACUGUCAUUCGCUCAAUGACCUUGGAGGAGGGUCCUGACCAUACCCCAAUUAGAGCGUCCUGCUCCGGAGCAGUGGUGCGUCCAUCUGUUCAAAUUGGCUCCUGCGUGAAAAGCAAAGCGGUGAAACCGGAGGAACUCUUGGAUAGUUGCCACAAUCCUUUGAAACCACCAGCUAUGCUGAAGUCUUCUUUAUCAUCUCCCAUGAAAGCAUCCCUACCAGCUCCUCUAUCGAUGGUCCCAGCUCAGGUGGCUGGACCCAGCUCAGUACCAAUAACACCCAACACUCCAUCGAUGCCCUCUGCACGACAGCAGUCCGCGACUAUAGGUGAAUGCGAGGGUCCUCGCAAAGACUGCGCCGGUGAGCAGUCCAAAGGGAGGGAAAGUGAGAAAGAACCAGAAUUAAAAGAAGGAUUGAAGAAGAAAGAAGGGAUGAGGAGUCGCUCCUCCUCAACGUCCUCCGAGGAAUACAUCAUCAUCCUUCCUGACUGCUUUGACACCAGUCGGCCACUAGGGGAGUCCAUGUACAGCUCUGCACUGUCUCAACCUGGUGACAUCCCACCAAAUACCCCCGCAGACCCCGAAAUCCUUACCUGUGAACACCCAAGCGGUACCUUGGAGCAAGAGGGAAAAGCACACGAUAUCACAGCCACUCUGGGGACAGGAACAUUGAGCAACAGCAGCGCUAACGACAUGCUUUGCACAUCCCAGACACUCGAUGAUGAGCCAUUGACACCUGAGGUGGUGGCGCCACCUACAGCCAUACUUACACCCGGUCCAGAGAACACUGAAGAAUCCAAAGAAAAUGUUCCAGCUGGGGAAGAAACCGAGCGCUCCAAACUGUAUCAAAUGGAGGAUGCCUUAGGUGCUGAAAAGAAACUUUCAGAAGGAUCAGAAGACACCGAGGUAGCCUGUUCUGGGGACCCCAGCCAUCCAGGGGUCACCAGUGACCUGGUUAAAGGAGCACUGUCAGUUGCUGCUUCUGCCUACAAAGCUUUAUUUACAGGACAAGGCCCGACACAGCCUCCAUUAGAUGAGUCCACGCAAGAGACUAUGAUGGCCGUACUUGUCGAGAUGGGAUUUGGGGACAGAGCACUCAACCAGCGGCUGCUCAAGAAACAUAACUACAACCUCCUAGACGUCGUCAAUGAGCUCAUCCAGCUGACCGACAAUGACUGGUACUCUACACGAUACUGACCGGUGAAAGCAUUUUGGAAAGAUUACAAAUAAUAAUAGAAUUAUUACACCAUAAAAUGGAAGACCCAUGCACAAUAAAGCAUAAAACCGAAAACUACCUAAACUUAAAACCACGAUAUUAAACCCAAAUCACCAUCACGUGAAAUUAGCGGGAGCCCUCAGUUGGGUGUCCACAGUUUGAAACAAUUUGAAAGCUCGAUGUCAUCAUUGAAGUUUAUGCAUGCAGCUGUCUUUUUUUUUUGGCAGUUGUCCACUUUCUCACUCCCUCUUCUUCUGUGUCCUUUCUAUAGUCUGAUUUUUUUUUUUAACUUUAUCAGGCAUCAAAACUUUACCAGAGAUGAAUAUGGAAAAGUCACUUCUGCCACACAAAAACUCAUUCUACCAUAUUGCACACCGUCGUUAAAUCUACUCAGCAGGUUAAACGCGCCCACCAACUAGCAUUACUCUUAACCUCUCUGCAGGAGUGAGGACUAAUGUCAUUUUUGCACAGCGCCCCCAGGCCUCACUCUCAAGGCAUGACGAAUCGAUUUACGCUCAAACCAUCUGUUAUGCUAUGUAACAGUUGCAUUGAUUGGUCAUGGAUGGCGAGUGAGGCACACAGAUGACAUAAUAGCAAGGCAAUUGUGUUUUUUGAGGUUACAUGGUGAACCAAAAAUGUACAUAUUUGGAACUUUUGGGAAAUUAUUUAACUAAAAUAAAAUAAAUUACUUUAUAUAGCAGUUUAGAAAUACCUCUAGUAUUGAACUACAACUUUAAAACCUUGGCAAUAUAAACAAAAUAUAAAAGAAAGCUGGACAAACAUGAUAAAGAGAGUUAAACUAAAAUGGCGAGACAUCUUGAGUUACAGUUGAUUUCACUAAUUUUACCUGGCUGUGGGUUCAAUGAAGUCACAGCUCCACCUAGUGGACAAACAGUGUAAGGACACCAUUCUGCACCACUUAGAUGUCAUUCAUAUAUGUACAUAUGUACUGUUUGAUGAGAGACUAAUAGAAAAAUUGGUCAAAUUUGGGCCGAUGAUGAGACCAGUGCUAUGAUUGGCCGAUUUAAUCGGUGGGAUGAUUAAUAAAUUGAGGCCUAGUUUUGUCAUCUGUACUCAUGCUUAACUGUAUUCACUGUGGUAUUGGAAUUUUUUUUUUUUUUUUCCAAACGUACUGUCUGUCUGCACUGGAGAAUAUUGAUAUCCCGUAUUUGUAUAAUUACACUGUCCUGUUGUUUAUAAACUGUUAACAUUCCGUUACUUAAAAUAGAAAAUAUUCUUUGCGCUUUUCGCUAAGUUUGCCUUACAUGAUAGAAGAGACUUAUCAGCUCGUAUUAAAAUUGCAACGUUAGCGCCACAUCGCAUUUUAUUGACGUAAAUUUGUUAGAUUGAGAAAUUAGUUAUUUGAGCAUACUACAGGUAGCUUUGAGUACUUUGGUAGUCGAAGGCUGCGAUUCAUACUGAACACUACAAUUUUUUACUUUGCUGCCUUCACACAAGAGUUAUAACACGCAAACAUUGUGCACAUUAUCACACUAAACCAUUCGUCUUCUUAAAUGUAUAUAAAUGGAACUUUUUCAAAAUCAGCAAAGACUAUUGGGUGAUUCCAUCAACUUAAAAAGCAAAAUGAAAAGGACUGCUCAGUUAUUUUGGACAACAUCGAACAGUGUUGUGGUAUGGCAAAUUACCCGAUUUCAUCUAAUUGUUCCGAAAAGUAUUUAUUUAUUACAAAUAAUUUAUCUUUAUUCAAUUAUAAAUGCCACUGACAUAGUGACACGUAGAAUAAUUAAAUUUUAGUCACUAAAUGACAGAAGGUACAUAAAAAUUAAUUAACCUAAUUAACCUGUUUUUUUUCCUUGUCUAAAAAAAACGACUACAACAUAUACUGUCAAAUUGUCAAUCUAUGCGUAUCAAUAUUAUGUGUUAUUAAGGACAAUCCUUUUCAUUCUGCCCUUUUUGUUUUGCUCUGUACAUUUUAUGCUUAAAACAAAAUGUACAAAGACAAGCUGUGGAUUCUUGUAUUUUUAGGCUUAAUAUGCAGUGUUUGAAUUUGCUCUGCUGUAUGUGUUAGUCUUUUUCCUUUGUGGGUUUUUGACCAAAAUCUGUUGAAAACGUGUUUUCAGUUUACAUUUUACUUGAAGGAAUCAGAGUUGAAGAAUUAUUUGCAUAAAUAAUACUUAAACGUGUUCUAUUUAAAAAAAGAUAUAGACUGUAUAUCUUGUAAUGGUACUUUUGGUUUUUAAUGGUUGUUUGGCAAAGAUAGCAACUUGAAAUAAAACAUCACUGAUGUUAUUCAAUUA